CUGUUACUUCUUCAGCCUGAAGACGGGCACAUUUGCCAUAGCACUGACAACGACUCUAAUCUAUGGCGCAACUGUGGCAGUUAUGGCCCUCUUUGUGGCAGGUGUUCUGCCAGCGGAACUGUCCAACAGAUUCUUUGAAAGGGAUGUACAACUUCGUGUGCUGGGUGCUGCCAUAAUACUGUUGAUAAGCGCUCUCUUGCUGGUCUAUGGCGUCAUAAUGGAAAUACCCUUUUUUCGUACUUCCCUGGCUGCUUUUCGUUUGCACUCACAUCUUUGCCAUGAUUGUGACAUUCGUUCUGAUUGUGUGUUACGAUGCACCCAUUUUUCUGAUCACAGUCACAGCUAUUAGUUUGGUUGUGUACUUGUACGUUUGGCUGGUUGUCUUGUCCUUUUUGCUAGACAUGUACGAUUAGCAUUUCUCGACGUGUGCUUAGCAAACACAAUCAAAUUCGUAGAUGUAGUUGUUGUAGUAUUGAUUUUAAUUGUGAAUUAUGCUCUUUCGUCGCUGCUGCUAUUGUUUACCACUUCGCACUGGCUGCAUAAUCAUUGGCAUUGUGUUCAUCUGUUUAUUUCUCACCGAGAUGAUCAUCCAUGGCCAAUCGGCCAUUUUCAUAUAUUAUAAGCCGAGGCCCUGGGAUUAUGUGCAGGGCAUCAUACUGUCAUGGGGCAUCGUUGCAUCCAUGUUAUUAAUCUAUGGCUCCUACAAGGAAAACCGUUGUCUACAUUACUUUUGGUUACUCACAUUUUUAAUAAUACUUCUCUUAUACGUGGCAAUGAGCACAGUGGACUUUUAUCUUUUCAAAAUGAAACUCGUAAUUCUUAUCGGUCAAAUAGGGAUUGAACUGAUAAUAAUCUAUUCAUUGAUGAUUGUGCAUUCCAACUACAAGGAACUGAAAGAAACUCAAACAGCGACCCUGCCACUUUGACUAAAUUCUCCAAUCGAAGUCGACAUUUUCCAAAUUGUUAUUAUUCAUUUUUUUUUUGUCUCGACUGUGUGUGUUUAGUCAUCUUACUCAAAUGUGUUAAGCCAACAGAAAAAAAGAAAAAACUAUCUUUCAUUAAUAUUUCAAGUUAAUACCCAAAUUUCGUAAGAGCUCCUCUUCCUCCUGCUGACUGACAACAAUUAUAAUAAUAAUGGCCUGUCGCUGCAAGUACUUCAUAAAGAUCCUCAACAAAUGCUGUUUCUGUUUCUCGCUCCGUACGGGCACAUUGCUGUUGGGCUGCAUAUUUCUUACGUGGUUCGUCUAUUUGUGUCUGGGUAGCGCCUUCCUCAUGGAGUGCAUCUUCCCCAACGAAUACCAGCGGGAGGUUUACGGCCCACCGGCCGCACCCAAGACAACAAUGGUCUUCUCAUUCUUUGGCAUCAUUGCGGCUGCAAUGGUCUGCAUUGGUGUGCAUAAUAAUAACGAACUGUUGUUUGUGCCAUUUCUGGUGCUGACGCCAUUCUACAUCCUGGCACACAUUCUCGCCAUGAUUGUCUACGCCUUUGUUUGGGUCAUAGUCAUUCUCUUCGUCAUCACCAUACUUGUCAUGAUAUAUGCCUGGAUGGUCAUCUUCUCAUAUUUCACCGAGCUGCACUAUGCCUUCGAUGAUGAGCAACCUCAACACACCACCUACAUCUGAGAGAAUCGUGGAUUGAUGAUAAAUUCUCAAAAUGUUAUUUACUUGAUUAUUUAAAUUUUAGCUGCCAUACAAAUUGUGAAUGUGAAUAAAAGAAAGAGCGAAUCUGACUAUA
Messenger RNA from Drosophila grimshawi, 1735 nucleotides. RefSeq lists its product as uncharacterized. The transcript is spliced from 9 exons. Bases 1135 to 1623 code for a protein of 162 amino acids. The record is from RefSeq and is a predicted model, not a curated record. NCBI's taxonomy places the organism in Eukaryota, Metazoa, Arthropoda, Insecta, Diptera, Drosophilidae.